AUGCUUAUCGCCGUUUCCGUGAUCGUCAAUCUACGCAAUCACCAAAAGCGACUUCGUGGCGGAGAAGGGACAAAAGUGAUCGACAGGCUUCGAAAACACAUGGGCACCUAUCGCUACUUGAUGUUCUUGUUCUGUGUCUCGGAGAUCAUCUACUCGACGGCUCAUAUCGUCAUCAUGCCCGAAAUGCACGUGCACGGCCGAGGCUUUGUCUUGAUGCCGAGCUCGUUUCUCAAAAACACGAUGACACCAGCUCACUGGGGAUCCGUCUUCUACGGGAGCCUCUUUUGUCAGAGUCUUGUCCUUUUGUCCUUCCACUUUGUAUAUCGAUACUUCUUAAUUUGCAAAAAUCAAUGGCUUUACCUGUACAACUUGUGGAAGUACGUGCCGAUUCAUUUUGGCAUCUGGCUGUUGGCGGGACUCAUUUGGGGAAGCGUGCUCCAUAUUUACAUGUAUCACAAUGACACGCUAAUGAACUAUUUUCGCGAUGCUCUCUGGGAAGAAUACGGCUUCGACGUGAACAAAACGGCUAUACUUGGUCCGUUGUACAAGCAUCCAGACGAGAAUGGUGUCGAGACAGCCGCCAUGAGUGAAUCUUCGAGGAAACUCCAAGUGCAACUCUUCAGAGCUUUGCUCGUUCAGACGGCGAUCCCGAUUGUCCUCGAGUACAUCCCAUGUGCGGUCACCUUUCUCAGUCCCCUAUUCGCGAUCCCGAGAAACACGAUCUCGCACUCGUCAGUGAACGGGGACACCUCAGAGUUGCAAACCUCUCAGGUUCACUCAACACAAGCAGCCCAAAUCUCCGACAUUCACCUAACACAAAAAGACAAUCCGAAAGCGAAAUCA
Mesorhabditis belari is the source of this 843-nucleotide messenger RNA. The record is from the annotation of a GenBank genome assembly. NCBI's taxonomy places the organism in Eukaryota, Metazoa, Nematoda, Chromadorea, Rhabditida, Rhabditidae.